Messenger RNA from Lindgomyces ingoldianus, 993 nucleotides. Its product is annotated as NAD(P)-binding protein. The coding region runs from base 1 to 993 and encodes 330 amino acids. The transcript has a single exon. The record is from RefSeq and is a predicted model, not a curated record. Lineage: Eukaryota; Fungi; Ascomycota; Dothideomycetes; Pleosporales; Lindgomycetaceae.
AUGGGCGCAACCCUCUCCCAGCUCUUCCCCCCCGCACCCGGCUUGACGGAAACAAACCUCCCAUCACAAAAAGGCAAAGUCUUCGCCAUUACUGGGGGAACCUCAGGUGUCGGCUUCGAGCUCGCUAAAAUCCUAUACUAUGCCGGAGGUACCGUUUUCAUCACCUCUCGUUCGACACCAUCCCUUGCAGCGACCAUCAAGCAAAUAAAAUCUGAGGCACUGAGCGAGAGCGAAGGAGAUAUUGAUGGGGUGGUUUUGGACCUUGCGGACCUUUCGACUAUCAAGCAAGCUGCGGAAGCACUGCUAGCUAAAACAAGGCAUAUCGACGUCCUCUUCUUAAACGCAGGGGUAUCACAACCUCCGCCAGGUAUCACCACAGCACAAGGCUACGAACUUCAGCUUGGUGUAAACUGUCUCGGCCACUUCCUGCUUGCGCAUAUCCUUCUCCCCGCUCUCGUCACCGCAGCAGAUAAAUCAAAAGAACGUCAAGAGGUGCCGGGCACCACCCGCAUAAUUUGGACGUCGUCACAAGUCGUUGACGGCGCUCCUACUGGCGGCUUCCCCAUGUCUGUAAUCGUAACACCACCCGCUAAACCCAUAGUAAACUACACCAACUCCAAACUCGGGAACUGGUAUCUUGCUUCAUACUUCAGUACUCUGCCGCAAGUACGCAAUUCCUCUAUUUUAAGCAUAACACAGAACCCUGGAAACAUGAAAACAAAUCUGAUGCGCCACGGAGCGAAAUGGAUGUACUAUCUUGCCUUCCCGCUGUUAUAUCCAGGAAAGAUGGGCGCAUAUACAGAGCUUUGGGCAGGCUUGAGUUCCGAACUCGGGAUGCUGGAUGCGGGGGGUUAUGUCGUGCCUUGGGGGAGGAAACAUCCUGGACUCCGGGAAGACCUGUUGAAGAGUCUGAAGAGUAAAGAAAAUGGUGGGACAGGAAGAGCGGAGGAGUUCGCAGCAUGGUGUGAAGAACAGGUCAAGGAUUUUCGUUGA